Clupea harengus (Atlantic herring) is the source of this 2230-nucleotide messenger RNA. RefSeq names its product kynurenine aminotransferase 1 (gene kyat1). The record is from RefSeq and is a predicted model, not a curated record. Gene Ontology annotation, biological process: biosynthetic process. NCBI's taxonomy places the organism in Eukaryota, Metazoa, Chordata, Actinopteri, Clupeiformes, Clupeidae. Gene Ontology annotation, cellular component: cytoplasm; mitochondrion. Gene Ontology annotation, molecular function: pyridoxal phosphate binding; L-kynurenine:2-oxoglutarate transaminase activity.
CCUGUAGCUGACUUUUCUAUUGCUGGCUCCGCCCUCACCGGAAGUCCCUAGAAAACACUCGGAUCAAGCAAAGCUCCGCCCAUGUAAAAUCUUCAGGUCAAGGUUCGGGAGGAGCGUGACGACAUCGAUCAGCUGAGUGAGUUCAAUAUGCAAGACAGCGACAACGACCAAGAAAAGCUGGAUUUAACAUUGAUUGGAGUGUGUAAAUGUGAAAUGUCUCUGUAGCUAAGUGUAAACGUGUUGUGAAGCAAGCGCUGCAUAACUCAGUUUGAAGAAUUACACUGGCUUGUAACAGGAUCCUGGACGGGCUAACUGCGACCGUUAUUUCGAAUAUGCAGAGACUGACGACUAGAAGUAUUAAACAGUGAAACAAAAUGUGUGCAAUGCAAAAUUGCCAGUGUUAAAAAGACAUAAUUUACAAAAUAAUCUAGAGCCAUACCAGUUAUGCUGAAAACCACAGCGGGAGUUGUGAUAAAUUGCAACAGAGUUGUGUCUGUCUCGUGUUCGGGGAAUAAGGGAAUAAUGUCUCGCAGACUGCAUGCACGAAGACUUGAUGGAAUCGACAAAAAUAUAUGGGUUGAGUUUACUCAGCUUGCGGCAGAUUAUAAGGCUGUAAACCUGGGCCAAGGAUUUCCAGAUUUCUCCCCUCCUGCUUUCAUUCAGGAGGCUUUCUGUAAAGCUGUGAGCGGAGCCUGUCCCAUGCAUCAGUACACACGGGCCUUUGGUCAUCCACCACUGGUGAAAAACCUUGCUAAGUUCUUUGGGAGAGUUAUGGACAGAGAAGUGGACCCACUUGAAGAUAUCUUGGUGACAGUGGGAGCUUAUCAGGCACUCUUUUGCACUUUCCAGGCUCUGGUUGAUGAAGAAGAUGAGGUUAUAAUCGUUGAGCCAUUUUUUGACUGCUAUCAGCCAAUGGUGAAAAUGGCAGGAGGGAAAGCUGUGUAUGUGCCUCUGAGACCUAGAGCAGAUAGUGGCCAGGCACUGUCCAGUGCUGACUGGGUCUUAUCUCCAGAAGAGCUGGCUAGUAAAUUCAGCCCUCGUACCAAAGCGAUUGUUAUCAAUACCCCUAACAACCCACUGGGAAAGGUGUUCAAGAGAGAAGAGCUGCAGGUUAUUGCAGACCUUUGUGUGAAGCAUGAUGUGAUCUGCAUCAGUGAUGAGGUGUAUGAAUGGCUAACCUAUGAUGGAAACAAGCACGUAAAGAUAGCCAGUCUUCCUGGAAUGUGGGAAAGAACUGUCACAAUUGGUAGUGGAGGAAAGACCUUCAGUGCCACAGGAUGGAAGGUGGGUUGGGCAAUGGGAUCAGGGCGGAUCUUAAAACACCUGAAGACUGUCCAUCAGAAUUCUGUUUAUCACUGCGCAACAGCUGCACAGGAGGCCGUGGCAGCAGGCUUCGAGAGGGAGUACGACUGCUUCGGGAAAGAGGAGAGUUACUUUCUUCAGCUUCCCACCUUGCUCCACCACAAACGCCUGAGGCUAGCCAAGUGUUUGCAGAGCGUGGGACUGCAACCGAUUCUUCCCCAGGGAGGAUACUUCAUGAUCACAGACAUCUCCACUCUCAAGGUUGACCUGAAUGACCCCAGCACACAGGGGGAGCUGUAUGACUACCGAUUUGUUAAGUGGCUUAUUAAAGAGAAGGGUUUAGCUACAAUUCCAGUAUCAGCCUUCUACAGCCCUGAACACCAGAAAGAUUUCCAAAACUACAUCAGGUUCUGCUUUGUCAAGGAGGAUUCAACACUGAAGGCAGCUGAGGACAUUCUUCAGCAGUGGAGUGAAAGAAAAUGAAUUUCUCCGCAAUGUGACUUUGAGAGAAAAAUUCUAACCAAUUAGAAGUUGUGGCGAAGCCAAACAUUUAGCUUGGUUUUGUCUUGUUUUAGCUCAGAUGAGAACGGUCUCGACUUUUCAUGAUGUCGCCUUUGUUAUCUUCGUCAUUUUUUUUCUCAGACCGGUUCAGCCAGCUUGCCUUAUGUUAGUUCAAGGCCGUUCAAAUCUAAACACAGCCCGCCGCAGAGCUCUCUCUAUGGGGCGUCUCCCUCACAGCAUCCUCUGUCCUGACUGAACAAAUCUUAUAUUGAGAUGUCUGUGUUAUCCUGGUGACAGGACUAAGACCUAAUCUGCUAUAUGCACACUCCUGGUACCCCUGAAAUGCAGGGGGUUUUAAUCAUGAAAACUGGAACUUGAAAUUCUACAACAUAGAUGUGAAAUAAAUAAAGAUCAACUUAUAUUUUCA